Myotis davidii is the source of this 3409-nucleotide messenger RNA. It is a transcript of the gene RNF145, whose product is annotated as ring finger protein 145. Lineage: Eukaryota; Metazoa; Chordata; Mammalia; Chiroptera; Vespertilionidae. Gene Ontology annotation, cellular component: endomembrane system; endoplasmic reticulum. The record is from RefSeq and is a predicted model, not a curated record. Gene Ontology annotation, molecular function: zinc ion binding; ubiquitin protein ligase activity.
UGCUCCAAGAAAAAACAUGGCUGCAAAGGAGAAAAUGGAGGCAGUGUUAAAUGUGGCCCUGAGGGUGCCAAGCAUCAUGCUGUUGGAUGUCCUGUACAGAUGGGAUGUCAGCUCCUUCUUCCAGCAGAUCCAAAGAAGUAGCCUCAAUAACAACCCUCUUUUCCAAUAUAAGUAUUUGGCUCUUAAUAUGCAUUAUGUAGGUUAUAUCUUAAGUGUUGUGCUACUAACCUUGCCCAGGCAAUACCUGGUUCAGCUUUACCUAUAUUUUUUGACUGCCCUUCUCCUCUAUGCUGGACAUCAAAUCUCCAGGGACUAUGUGCGAAGUGAACUGGAGUCUGCCUAUGAAGGACCGAUGUAUUUAGAACCUCUCUCCAUGAAUCGAUUUACCACAGCCUUAAUAGGUCAGUUGGUGGUGUGUACUUUAUGCUCCUGUGUCAUGAAAACGAAGCAGAUUUGGCUCUUUUCCGCCCACAUGCUUCCUCUGCUAGCACGACUCUGCCUGGUUCCUCUGGAGACCAUUGUUAUCAUCAACAAAUUCGCUAUGAUUUUUACUGGAUUAGAAGUUCUCUAUUUUCUUGGGUCUAAUCUUUUGGUACCUUAUAACCUUGCUAAGUCUGCAUACAGAGAAUUGGUUCAGGUUGUGGAGGUAUAUGGCCUUCUAGCCUUGGGAAUGUCCCUGUGGAAUCAACUGGUGGUCCCUGUACUUUUCAUGGUUUUCUGGCUCGUCUUGUUUGCUCUUCAGAUUUACUCCUACUUUAGUACUCGAGAUCAGCCUGCGUCGCGGGAAAGGCUGCUUUUCCUUUUCUUGACAAGUAUUGCUGAAUGCUGCAGCACUCCUUAUUCUCUUUUGGGUUUGGUCUUCACGGUUUCUUUUGUUGCCUUGGGUGUCCUGACACUCUGCAAGUUUUACUUGCAGGGUUAUCGAGCUUUCAUGAAUGAUCCUGCCAUGAAUCGGGGUAUGACAGAAGGAGUUACACUGUUAAUCCUGGCGGUGCAGACGGGUCUCAUCGAGCUCCUGCUCAGUAUUAUCCUUUUCAUUGUUGUAGCUUCUAUCCUACAGUCUAUGCUGGAGAUUGCAGAUCCUAUUGUUUUGGCGCUGGGAGCAUCUAGAGACAAGAGUUUAUGGAAACACUUCCGUGCUGUGAGCCUUUGUUUAUUUUUACUAAUAUUUCCCGCUUACAUGGCCUACAUGAUUUGCCAGUUUUUCCACAUGGAUUUUUGGCUUCUUAUCAUUAUUUCUAGCAGCAUUCUUACCUCUCUUCAGGUUCUGGGAACACUUUUUAUUUAUGUCUUAUUUAUGGUUGAGGAAUUCAGAAAAGAGCCAGUAGAAAAUAUGGAUGAUGUCAUCUACUAUGUGAAUGGCACUUACCGCCUGCUGGAGUUUCUCGUGGCGCUUUGUGUGGUGGCCUAUGGCGUCUCGGAGACCAUCUUUGGAGAGUGGACAGUAAUGGGCUCAAUGAUCAUCUUUAUCCAUUCCUACUACAAUGUGUGGCUUCGGGCCCAGCUGGGGUGGAAGAGCUUUCUUCUCCGCAGGGAUGCUGUGAAUAAGAUUAAAUCAUUACCUCUCGCAACGAAAGAGCAGCUUGAGAAACACAAUGAUAUUUGUGCCAUCUGUUAUCAGGACAUGAAGUCUGCUGUGAUCACACCUUGCAGUCAUUUCUUCCACGCAGGCUGUCUGAAGAAGUGGCUGUAUGUCCAGGAGACCUGCCCCCUGUGCCACUGCCACCUCAAAAACUCUUCCCAGUUCCCAGGGUCAGGGACUGAGCCGGCUCCACAACCGCGUGCUGGAGCGGAGGAUAACGCUGUGCGUCAGGAAGGGACCCAGCCGGCUCCACAACCACCUGCUGGAGCCGAGGAAAACGCUGUGCGUCAGGAAGAGACCCAGCCAGCUCCACAACCGCGUGCUGGAGCCGAGGAAAGCGCUGUGCGUCAGGAAGGGACCCAGCCGGCUCCACAACUGCGUGCUGGAGCGGAGGAUAACGUUGUGCGUCAGGAAGGGACUGCACCCCCAGACCAAGAGCAUCCUCGAGGGACCGGAAUGGAAGAAGGUUCCAGGGACAAUAAUGAGUGCAUUGCCAGCAGAUCAGGUAGCCAGGAAGGGACUUGUGAGCCCAUGGAAUAGCUUCUUGGUGCAAAAGAUGAAGCACGUCCUGCUGAGGUCAACCCAGAAGAAAAGCAGCAGGAGUAACGCUGUGUGUGCUGGCGGGGAGGCUAACUCCGAUGGAAUUUGUGCCCAGAUUUGAGAAACAAGUAUAUGGGGUGAUUAGGUGGGAAAUUUGACAUUCCAAGGAUCUAAUCCAAGAAGUACUUACUCUCAGUGGAGACCACCUGCUUUCAUGCCCUUGACAUUGUGGGAGAAAUUUUGCAAUGUAUGCUAAUCAAAAUGUAUUUAUAUAUCCUAUGCUGAUGUUUUGUAGAGGUUUGCCAAGGAAAUUUAACCUCAACAACUUCAGAAACUGUCCCUGAUUUGUAAGGGAUAAAUAAAAUCAGAUUUGAGUGUUUGAAAGGGGCUAAAGAAAGGAAGACAACAUAAGGACAGUCUGGGAAGAGGCAGGCAGAGUGGAACUGACAUUUCACUUUCUAUGGGACAGGAUCCUUUUUGUUACAGAAUAUGAGUAGUGACCAGCCCCUUUCUCCACCCCCUUUUCCCUCAGCUAAUUGGAACUCAGUCUGGUAAUUAUUGAGUUUUGUACAGCACUGAUUGAAAUCAAAGAUAUAAAAGCAUUAAUUGUAUCCAGAGAUUGAAACCUGCUCAUACUUUGUAUGUGCUUUUGGGGAGGGGUGGGUGGGCAUUUGGCCUCAGGUACAUUCACGUAACCUGAGACUCAUGAACUUUCUGAUGGAGUCCUCAAUAUUUUGUGUAUAUGAAACUUUUGUUAAUAUAUCGUACACUGUUGGCUAUGUGAAGUAAUCUAAAACUCUAAUGAACACUUUGGAGUCCACUUUAGUGUGGGAGACCGAAGUGGGAAGGGCUUUAGGGUACUGAUAGAGGCCUUGUGUACUUUUCAAUCCUGUGUAAUGUUUAGUUCUUGCAACUGAAUCAACAGUGUUAAGUUAUGGCAAUAUUUGCACUUGGGAAUGAGUACAUAACUGUAUGAUCACACUGCAAAUGCCACUUUUAAAGCUGUUAAUAGACUUUGCACCUUUUCUUUGAUAAGGAUGUGUCAUAUUUAAAUUUUUACAUUCAUCAUGGCUACAGGUAGACCUGGGGGGGGGAUACAAUUUUUUAUGGGAAUUUUGAUAUGAAAAGAAACUAGUCAUUUAUUUAUACAAUAGGCUUGGUUCAGAAUGUUUUUCAGACUUGGUAUUCCUAAUGUGGGUUGUGACUUUAUUUUAUUUUUAGUAGCAAAUUUGGAUGUAGACUGACAGACAUAGCUGAAUGUCUUAAUAAAUUUAAAUUUGAAGAUAA